Messenger RNA from Populus nigra (black poplar), 851 nucleotides. Its product is annotated as cytochrome P450 81Q32-like. The transcript has 2 exons. The record is from RefSeq and is a predicted model, not a curated record. Bases 182 to 796 code for a protein of 204 amino acids. NCBI's taxonomy places the organism in Eukaryota, Viridiplantae, Streptophyta, Magnoliopsida, Malpighiales, Salicaceae. Gene Ontology annotation, molecular function: heme binding; oxidoreductase activity, acting on paired donors, with incorporation or reduction of molecular oxygen; iron ion binding.
AGGAAAAAAAAACUCAGCAAAAAAAUAUUUAAAAACAUGAAUGUUUUACUAUAUACUACACUGUGACUCCUGUUUGGCAUCAUGACAUGGCUCUAACCAUAUGUUAUCCGACCCGCGUAACCAAUGCUCUUCUUGACGGAAACCUCAUUCUAGAUUCUACUACUACUUCUUGCUCUUCUUGAUGUUCCGUGUCCUCUCAAAACAUCUACGUAAAAUCGACAAGAACCUUCCACCGAGUCCAGGUCUCUCCCUGCCAAUCACUGGUCAUCUCUAUCUCAUCAAGAAACCCCUCCGUCAAACUCUUGCCAAUCUUUCCAACAAUUGCGCACAGAAAAAAAGGCUUUAUAAAGGUUCAAAGGGUGGUGAAUUCAUGACAAACGAUGCCGAGUCAACUUUUUUUUAUCUGACACUUGAUGUCAUUAUGCGGAUGAUUGCCGGAAAGCGAUAUCACGGAGAGAAUCCAGCAGAAUUAGGUGAAUCAAGGAAGGUCAAAGAAAUUGUGACAGAGACCUUCGAAUUAAGUGGAGCUACGAAUACUGGAGAUUUUGUGCCAGUCUUGAAAUGGUUUGAAAUGAAUCACAAUGAGAAGAGGUUGGCUCUAUUGCAUAGCAAGAGGGAUAAAUUCUUGCAAGACUUGAUUGAAGCGCACAGAGAAGUAAAGGACGAGUCGGCUUCAGAUCAAGGGAGCCGUAAAACAACGAUCGACAUCCUAUUAGCCUUGCAAGAAACUGAACCCGAGUUUUAUACUUGCGAAAUAAUCAGAAGCAUGAUGGCAGUAAGCACUCACUAUACCUAAGGAGGAGGAGCUUUCCGGAGAAAGGAUUAGCCAUAUGCAUGGUUGGAUUGACUUU